AUGACGACGGAGAUGGCAGCAUAAAUGUUGUAGGCGAGGUUGAGUGGGAAUUCUAAACCUUCAUUUCAAGUCAACUUAUUAUUCAGAGAUUUUGAAGAUCGAUAAGUUUAACAAGGAAGCAAGAUGAAGGACGAACAUAAACUGAUGAUACAAAUAUUGAUGUCAAGAGGACUGGUAGGAGAGAGAGAGCUCAAAGAUAUCUAUAAAACUAUUCAACAAAGAUGUGAGGUGAGAGACAGUCCUACUUUGAAUGAGUUCAAGAAUCUCAUUAACAAGAAACUCAGGGAGGUUUCUAUGGAGAUACGACAAAAACCUGAUGAAGACACCGGAGAACAGAAGUAUGCUUUGGUACAGACAAUGGAAUCAGAUCUUGGAAAGCUUACCACAGACUAUCUUCCUCAGCAGCUCGAGCUAUUCAAGAAAACAGUCGGUCUGAUAAUGGAUUCUCCUGAAGGCAUGGCAUCAUCUACAGAUAUCUUGAAUCUUAAACUAGAGAGGUUGACAAAGCAAGAUGCACAGGAAACACUUAAUAAGUUUGUUAAGGAACAAUGGUUAAAUCAGGAUGAGGGCUAUGUGUGGAUGACUGGUAGAUCUAUCAUGGAACUUGAGAUGUACCUUAGAAAGACAUAUCAACCAGACAAAUGUUCGCACUGCAAGGAUAUGGUUAUCAAGGGCCAAGUCUGCACCCAAUGUGAAAUCAAGUUACAUGGAUACUGCCUAGAUAGGCUGUUUACAGAUCGUAGGAGAGUUUGUCCAAACUGUAGUCAACACUGGUCUUGA
Molecule: messenger RNA, 780 nt
Organism: Lytechinus variegatus (green sea urchin)
Lineage: Eukaryota; Metazoa; Echinodermata; Echinoidea; Temnopleuroida; Toxopneustidae
Gene: nsmce1
Product: non-structural maintenance of chromosomes element 1 homolog
Exons: 7
Coding region: 124-780 (218 amino acids)
Biological process (GO): double-strand break repair via homologous recombination; DNA damage tolerance
Cellular component (GO): Smc5-Smc6 complex; nucleus
Molecular function (GO): ubiquitin-protein transferase activity
Source: RefSeq, a predicted model, not a curated record